GGGAGCUUAAUUUUAAGGAUUGUAUCAAAACUGGUUGUUGAAGCCAAAGAAUGGAGAGGCUGGAAGAAGAGACGACUGCGACUGCUUUUUUUGGAUACAAUUUUACAUUUCUUCAAACAUUAAGCAGUUGUGUGCAUGCCCUGGAGCUAUUACAUGCAGCAUAACUGCCCUUGAGAAAAUGUAUACCUUGGGAAGAGCUAGCGUUUUUAUUUUAAUGCACUGACUUUUAUCAACUUUUAGGUUGAAAUUGGGCAAAAAUUGGACACCUUUUUAGACAGGUGUUCUUGAACACCACUGACAACACAAUUCUGACAGUAUUUCAUGACAAUGGAUGGUGACAGUUCCACAACAGAUGCUUCUCAGUUAGGGAUUUCUGCAGACUACAUCGGAGGGAGCCACUAUGUCAUACAGCCUCACGACGAUACUGAGGACAGCAUGAAUGAUCAUGAAGAUACAAAUGGUUCAAAAGAAAGCUUCAGAGAACAAGAUAUAUACCUUCCAAUUGCAAAUGUGGCUAGGAUAAUGAAAAAUGCUAUCCCUCAAACAGGAAAGAUUGCAAAAGAUGCCAAAGAGUGUGUCCAAGAAUGUGUAAGUGAGUUCAUAAGCUUUAUAACAUCUGAAGCAAGUGAGAGAUGCCAUCAAGAGAAGCGGAAGACAAUCAAUGGGGAGGACAUUCUCUUUGCCAUGUCCACUUUAGGCUUCGACAGUUAUGUGGAACCUCUGAAACUGUACCUUCAGAAAUUUAGAGAAGCUAUGAAAGGCGAGAAGGGGAUUGGCGGAGCAGUCACAGCUACGGACGGACUAAGUGAAGAGCUCACGGAGGAGGCAUUCACUAACCAAUUACCAGCUGGCUUAAUAACUGCAGAUGGUCAACAACAGAAUGUUAUGGUUUACACAACUUCCUACCAACAGAUUUCUGGUGUUCAACAAAUUCAGUUUUCAUGAUCUGAAGAAAUGAUGGAACGGGAGUAUAGAGAAGCAAGAGUCUGUACAAUUUUGGAACAGAGACAUUAGAAGGAAAUGACUGGUGAAGAUGUCUCUUUGUACACUAAGUAGCUGUAAUGUAGCUUCCUGAUGCUUGACUAAUUGAGGUGUUAAUUUUGACUUGAGAAUCUUUUUCAUGAAUGAUUUUAAAGAAAAUUUUGGAUUUUAAAGGUAUUAAAAUAUUUUUGUUUUGUACGAGAGUUUGUUGCUCUGUAUGACGCCUGUAUGCAUUGUAUAUUGCAAUUUAUUACUGUCAGAGAUUUGUAGACAGUUUCUUAUUUUCAUAUUGAAUCAUGUUACUUUUGUAAUUCAAGUAAGCAGCUUGGUUAAUUCAUGAUGUUUGCCCUUUUAAUAAAGUAUAAGGGUAGAGUUCAUUCUGAAUGCAGGUUGCCUUUAUUAUAAAUUUGAGUUUGUCUUGGCUCUAUAAUUUCUUGCAUGAUAACCUAGCUGGAUCUUUAGCCUUUGCCGUAUUUAUUGAAAUUACUUUUUUUGGCAAAACAUUCAUAGCUUAAGCAGCACCAUUUUUUAAGAAAAUGUAAUUGAAUAAUGAAGUGUGAAUGCGGAAGCAAAUAUUGUUGCCCUAUAAAACUCGGUGCCCAUUAACAGUGUUUACACUGUUCAUUGUGCCUGUUAACGUAGUUUUAGUUACUGAUACUUUCGUUAACACUAGAUUUUCUUUUUAGUUUGUUACUAUGAGUGUUGGAAUUCAUUUCGGUUUAAUGUAGUCCUAGCUCUCCUGAAGUGUUCCUGUAGCUUGGUAUUUGAUUUUUUUCAAAACACAUCUUAAAGUACUGCAGCACCCUCUUCCAGAAGAGGUAUUCUAUAGCCUGACGGUAAAUGUCCUCAUUUUGCUUUUUUAACUGAAAUGUCUGGUUUCCUGUUAUACUGUGGGAACCAAGAAACGUUGGAAUCAUUGUGUGUACAGACUUGCAUGAGUGAGUGAACAGACUGGAGAAGAGAGUGAGUGCUGUGAGCUUGGGAAACAAGCCCCCUUCUAGUAUGCUGUUUUGAUCUUUGCAAUAAACAAACCCUAGAUAAUGUAACUUUGUAUAAUUUUAGUAGUAUGUACUUGGAUUGUUCCUUUUUUAAAGUGAGAAUUUGUAUUUUCUCAUCUAUUCUUUUUGGUGAUAAUUAACCUGAAGUUUUUUUUUUCUUUCCUUUUUUUAAUUUACUACCAGAAAUGGCUAUUGUGUAGUUUGCCUAGAAGGAAGUUUGAGUGAAUGUCAUAUGUGAAGGACACUCAACUGUGUAAGGUAGAAGCGAUCUUCCAGAGACAGGCUGAGCAGAAACAUUUACUUUACCAGAAGGAGCUUUGGGAGUGGACGUGGGCUCUUCUGAGGUUACUCCCCUUUCCUCCUACCCCCAUUUUCAAAAAUCUUUAUUACAGAAAAUGCACAUAGAAAAAAAAAAGGGACAGGGUGGUUAAGCAGAAUCAAUAGUCACCCUACUGUGUUGAAAUAACCAAUGUUAAUAUUUUGAUAAAUAUCAUUUGUCCUUUUACUUUGCUAAAUAUGUAUAUUUUUAUAAAAAUGGGCUCAUAUUGUGCAUACUGUUUGUAACCUGCGUUUUUCACUUAACAAUGUAUUGUGAAUGUCGUUCCCAGGUCAUACAUAAUCUUCUCCAUCAUUUUUAUUGGUUUUUUUAUUCUGUUAUAUGACUGAAUCAUAAUUUAUUUAAUCAUCUACUGGACAUUUUGACUAUUUACAUCUUUCACAAUUAUAAACAGCAAUUCACUGAAUCUUGUGUACAUCCAUGACUUGUCUUAAAAUAAAUUCUUAGAAAUAGAAAUGCUGGGUUACGAGAUAUGCAAAAUGUUAAGGCUUUGGAUAUUUUGCAUAUGGGUGUGUUUCUGAAAUACCUUCUGUUUGAUCCAGGUACUAUGUCACUGUGCAACUGACAAAAGCACUUGGUCUUUGGUUUCAGAUUUAAGCUCUAAAACUUGUUAAAAAGAUUGAAUUAUGUUUGCAUGGAGAAUCAAGAGUGAUAAUUUUAAAAUUUAAAUCAGUCUAUACCAAAACAAAAGUUUAAACUUAAUAAACUGCUGGUAGUAACUAAAACUCUAGGUCAAAAUAGGGUCCACUUGGGGUUGUGUGGUCUUCAACACACGAGAAAGAGAAGUGGUAGUGUGUACGUGUCAGGUAUGCACUGUCCUUCACGCUGGUGCGGUUAGUGUGGGCUGCGCACAUGGCCCUGUGUUCCCUUUCACUGUCACGUUUUUCUCCCCGGGGACCUGUUAGGUACUUAAGCCCCUGUUUUAACCUAAAGUUGCUUUUUAGUUUCAUAAAUGCUGCUUUUUUGAGUUCUAUGAGAAAUGGGUUUCAGUGAUUAAGUCAUAGGUGGAAGAAGGGACGAGCUCAGUAGCUUCUGUCUGUCCCCUCUCUACCUCAUUGUAAUGAAGAUGCUUUAGUCCCGAGAGGAUUGUUUUUAAAAAUGCUACCUUCCUGGUAUCAUGCUUUGGUAUGAUGGUGUUGAAGCUAUUUGUAUCUCUUUUUCUCCUCCAGGGGAAAAUCUUUGCGGCGUUUUCCCUUUUUUGAAAACAUGCUUUAUUGCCUGUUUUCCUUUAGUGGGCUAAGGGAAUCUUAGUUACUUUUAAUAAUUCUAAUUGAGCAUAGUUAAUGUUAAGAGGAUGCACCUAAAAGGGUUCCUAGAGCAGUAGCAAUUAGGUGUGAAAAACAAGU
Molecule: messenger RNA, 3662 nt
Organism: Castor canadensis (American beaver)
Lineage: Eukaryota; Metazoa; Chordata; Mammalia; Rodentia; Castoridae
Source: RefSeq, a predicted model, not a curated record